AUGACACCAAAUCUUGAACGUGUACAGAAAUCAGAUGACAGUGCCGUCAACGUCCAGAAUGUUGGCAGUGGCAGCUGCCUUAAAACAUUUACAGGCCAUGAUGACUGGGUCAACUCAGUCGCCUACUCAUCUGACGGUACAUGUGUGGCAUCAGGCUCGGUAGAUGAAACAGUGAAAAUCUGGGACGUUGACAGCGGCAACCUCCUUAAGACGUUAAAAGGCCAUGGUGGCACCGUCACGUCGGUAGCCUUCUCACCUGAUGGUACACUCGAAGUCUGGGACGUUGACGGUGGCAGCUGCCUUAAGACUCUAGAAGGCCAUGAUGGCUACAUCACGUCGGUUGCGUUCUCACCUGAUGGUACACGGGUGGCGUUAGGCUUGUUUUCUUGGGCAGUCAAGAUCUGGGAUAUCGGCAGCGGCAGCUGCAAGGAAUUCCUAGGCGCUAGUGGCACAGUCUCGUCAGUUACCUUUUCACCUGACGGCUCACGUGUAGCAUCGGCCUCGUGGGAUUCAACAGUCAAAGUCUGGGACGUUGACGGUGACAGCUGCCUUAAGACAUUAGAAAGACAUGGUGACUACGUCACGUCGGUUGCCUUCUCACCUGAUGGCAAAUGUGUGGUUUCAGGUUCGAGAGAUUCAACAGUCAAGAUCUGGGACGUUGACAGCGGCCGCUGCCUUAAGACACUUAUAGACCAUAGUAACCCGGUCCUCUCAGUCAGUUUUUCACCUGCCGGCUCACGUGUAGCAUCGAGCUCGGAAGAUAAAACUGUGAAAAUCUGGGACGUUGACAGUGGCAGCUGCCUUAAGACAUUAGAAGGCCAUGGGGGCGCCGUCACGUCGGUUGCCUUCUCACCUGAUGGCAAAUGUGUGGUUUCAGGUUCGAGAGAUUCAGCAGUCAAGAUCUGGGACGUUACCUGCCUCAAGACGCUUGAAGGUCAUCGUGAUUGGAUAAGAUCAGUUAUGUUCUCACCUAGUGGUACACAUAUAGUAUCACUUUCCGAUGAUAGAUCAAUUAAAAUCUGGGAUGUUGACAGCGGUGCCUGUCUCCAGACAAUUGAACAUGGUAGGGUCAGCUCGGUUGCCUUUUCUCCUGACGGCACGCGUAUGGCAUCAGGUUCGGACGAGAAAACAUUCAAGGUCUGGGACGUUGAGAGCGGUACCUGUUCAAACACAUAUGAUCACAGCAGAGUCAGGUCGGUUGCCUUUUCACCUGAUGGCACCCGGAUAGCAUCAGGUUCAGAUGACGAAACUGCCAAAGUCUGGGAUGUCAACAGCGGAAACUGCCUCAUGACGUUCAAAGGGCAUAGUAGCGUGGUCAGAACCGUCGCUUUCUCACCUAACGGCGAAUGUGUGGCCUCCGGUUCACACGAUAAAAAAGUCAAGAUUUGGGAUGCAGUUACUAGAUAG
This is a messenger RNA of Talaromyces stipitatus ATCC 10500, 1407 nucleotides long. Its product is annotated as G-protein beta WD-40 repeats containing protein, putative. The coding region runs from base 1 to 1407 and encodes 468 amino acids. Lineage: Eukaryota; Fungi; Ascomycota; Eurotiomycetes; Eurotiales; Trichocomaceae. The record is from RefSeq and is a predicted model, not a curated record. Gene Ontology annotation, molecular function: protein binding. The transcript is spliced from 2 exons.